This is a messenger RNA of Rotaria socialis, 573 nucleotides long. The record is from the annotation of a GenBank genome assembly. Lineage: Eukaryota; Metazoa; Rotifera; Eurotatoria; Philodinida; Philodinidae.
AUGGUUUCAUCAUCCGUGUUUAUCAGCACUAUCAUUGUUCUAUUGUUUUCACCAUUGAUAUUUGGUGGAGAUUUAAAAAAACUAUAUGAAGUUCAAGUGCACAAGGAGUUCCUUGCUUCCAAUACCUAUUUAACAUUUGCUCAUCGUUUAGCUACGCGUGGAGUUUAUCAUGGUUUUGCAGACUUUUUCUUUGAUUCAGCUAUAGAAGAACGUGCUCAUGGCAAAAAACUACUCGAUUUUUAUAAUGUUCGCAAUCGUGAAUUGCUUUUCUAUGAUGUCAAAGUUGAUGAAACAGCGGCAACAAUGGAAGAUCUUACAAAAAUGAUACAGGCAGCUGAAUAUAUGGAACGACAAGUAUAUGAUAAUCUUAUUGAAGUACGUUUAGCAGCCCACAUUGAAAAAGAUUAUCCAACUGUUCAUUUUAUUGAAAGUCAAAUGCUUGAAGAACAAACCACAGCAUUGAAAUACAUGUAUGAUUUAGUUAAACGUAUUGAAAGAAAUUCAGACAAUUCAACGAUUCUAUUGCAAAUGAUGGAUCAAGAUUUGCGAAAAAAGCAAGUGAAGAAGCCGUAA